Messenger RNA from Protopolystoma xenopodis, 519 nucleotides. NCBI's taxonomy places the organism in Eukaryota, Metazoa, Platyhelminthes, Monogenea, Polystomatidea, Polystomatidae. The record is from the annotation of a GenBank genome assembly.
AUGUAGUCUCUGCCCAGCCAAUCCCCUUCCACCGACUACACGCUUCCUAUUCGCUGCAUUGAGUCUGUUCUUUUGAUCAGGCCAGACUCUAAUUGUCUUUUACCUGCACAGAAUUUAGCCAUCAUAGCUGGUCUGCAUCGCUUCUGCCGAAGGCUUGUACUGCCCGAGGCCGGGCUAUACUUUCGUGCUUUAGCAUCCUUUAUCGAUCUCCAGACACCCCCUAUGGCUGGUUAUUUCACAUCCAGUCUUCCAAGUGGUACUUCUGCAGGCUGGGCUGAACAAGAGGUGGCUGAGAAGCAUUUCGAUGCCUGCGAGUUCCUGCGGCCUACUAAGACUCGAGCUAUGGUGAAUCUGUUUCUUGCUCCGCUCCAAUUGCCCUCUGUGCCAGCGUCCUCAUUACAACCCGCAGCAUUAUGCAUUACUUCGACAUCUGUGGAUGAGGACGCCUUUCUUAUUUCCGCAUUGAAUGGUAUCCUGCUGCCUUGGCCUAGGUAUCGCCAUCUAAUCAGUGCCCGGAUC